AUGAGCAGCAGCCUUUCAAAUGCCCUGCGCGUCCCAGCCCGGAUCGCUUUGCAUGAAAUACCCGAGAAUGCCGUGGUAGUCGAGGAAGGCGGCUCGGCCUUCGUGAAGAUAGGUGGCAGAUGGCGCUCGCAAACGGUGCAUGGUGUAGAGCUGCCUCUUCAGCAACAAUUCCGUCCCGGAGCUGUUAUGCAAGUUCCCUAUGACAGAGAGGCUAUAUACGUCUUUAGCCCUCAAGCUCAAAGCUGGUUGCUCGCAAAUCCUAGACCUGACGGCUCGUUUCAAUUUAGCGGACACACGCAGAUCAAGGUUGUGCCCCAUCAGCUAUAUGCUUCUCGCAACUUCAAUGGAGACCCCGAGGAAGUCCGAUACAAUCUUUCUCUAGGGUUGCUGGAAACGAACUGGGGUCAAGUGGCAAACGCAGAUGCCGUUGCGUUCACCGGUGAGCUUACGACCAAGGCGAAAGCUACCAUCCGGUAUCAAUUCGAGCGAUGGCCCUACAACGAGGAGCAGGUGCACUUGCAGCGAGGUGGCAAGCCAAUCACUCGCGGCGAGCUGGCAUUCGUCAUCGCUCAGCAGAUGAAGAAACUGAUCAUGGAAAUGAAGGCGCGGAACCAGCCGCUGAGGUUCGACAAUAGCAACAGAGAAGUCAUGCUCUCAGACUUAGUUCUGAUCUCAGUGAAGCGCGUGGCGGAGGGUAGCGUGCAGGCCAUCCUUGGCAUCCGCCAACACUAA
Molecule: messenger RNA, 732 nt
Organism: Dichomitus squalens LYAD-421 SS1
Lineage: Eukaryota; Fungi; Basidiomycota; Agaricomycetes; Polyporales; Polyporaceae
Exons: 7
Coding region: 1-732 (243 amino acids)
Source: RefSeq, a predicted model, not a curated record